AUGGAUCCAGAUAUAACUGAGCUCAACCAACAUGAAAAACAAUAUUUAAAGUCUUCUUGUAUUCACACUGAUUCCAACAUGGACGUUGAGAAUGGUAAUUGCAAGAAAAAGGUGUCUCAGUGCACAGAUAUGGAGAUUUUACCCAUAGAAAAGCCAUUGAAAGUUGACGUAGAAAUCAAGGGUUUGCAGAGACUAAUCGAGGAGUUGCACGUGAUGUUCUCCCGGGACUAUGUCAACGUACACGAGAUCCAGCGACUUAUGUGUGGAUACAAAUCGAACCCAAAAGACUGGAUGAAAUUCGCCAAAUUUGAUCGUUUUCGAUACACCCGCAACCUGGUGGACGCUGGAAAUGGGGCAUUCAACAUCAUGAUAUUAUGCUGGGGACCUGGCCACGUAUCUUCCAUCCACGACCACGCUGACUCACACUGUUUCAUGAAGCUCCUCAGUGGGAACCUCGAAGAAGUCAUAUACGAUUGGCCUGAUAACGUGCAACCAGAAGUUUAUAAGGUAUUAGAAAACAACAACAAAGACAGAAGGAAAUACAGUUCAGAAAGUGAAGAUGAAACCACUGACAAAUUAUCUAAACUAAACGUCAAAUGUGACAGUGACAGCUGUCAUAACGGUGAUCGCAAAAAUGGGAGAUGUCAAAAUGGCAGCUGUCAUAAUGGCAAUGGGAAAUGUCACAAUGAUGGCUAUCAGAAUGAUGACGUAGAGAAUGGAGAUGGGUAUCAGACUGAUGAUGAGGAUUACGAUGUUCGUGAUAUGAAGGUCCGAAAAAAAACAAGAAUGGAAGUAAAUGAUGUUUGUUAUAUUAAUGAUGCUAUUGGUCUCCAUCGGGUAGAAAACCCUUCUCACGUCGAUGGCGCCGUUUCCUUGCACCUCUACUGCCCACCUUUCGAUAGGUGUCGUGUGUUCGAUGCCCGCACAGGCAAGCCUGCUGAAGUUAAAGUCACCUUCUGGUCCAUGUAUGGGAAGAAGAUCAAGAGAGUAAUGGAAGCGAAUACUGUACCUGAUGCCGACAAGGAGUAA
Molecule: messenger RNA, 1029 nt
Organism: Arctia plantaginis
Lineage: Eukaryota; Metazoa; Arthropoda; Insecta; Lepidoptera; Erebidae
Source: the annotation of a GenBank genome assembly